AUGUUCCCCGCGCAGGAUGCUCUGCCCCGCGGCGGGCUCAACCUGAAGGAGGAGCCGCUGCUGCCCGCCGGCCUGGGCUCGGUGCGCUCCUGGAUGCAGGGUGCGGGCAUCCUGGACGCCAGCACCGCGGCGCAGAGUGGCGUGGGCCUGGCACGAGCACAUUUUGAGAAGCAGCCCCCCUCCAACCUCAGGAAAUCCAACUUCUUCCACUUUGUGCUGGCCAUGUAUGACCGGCAGGGGCAGCCCGUGGAGGUGGAGCGCACAGCCUUCAUUGACUUCGUGGAGAAGGACCGAGAGCAUGGAGCCGAGAAGACAAACAAUGGGAUCCAUUACCGCCUCCGGCUGGUGUACAACAACGGACUUCGGACAGAACAAGACCUCUAUGUGCGCCUCAUCGAUUCCAUGUCCAAACAGGCUAUCAUCUAUGAGGGGCAGGACAAGAACCCAGAGAUGUGCCGAGUCCUGCUCACCCACGAGAUCAUGUGCAGUCGGUGCUGUGACCGGAAGAGCUGUGGCAACCGGAAUGAGACACCCUCAGACCCCGUCAUUAUUGACAGAUUCUUCCUCAAGUUCUUCCUCAAAUGCAACCAGAACUGCCUAAAGAAUGCAGGGAAUCCCCGAGACAUGCGCCGCUUCCAGGUGGUGGUGUCCACGACGGUAAGCGUGGACGGACACGUGCUGGCAGUGUCUGACAACAUGUUUGUGCACAACAACUCCAAGCAUGGCCGCAGGGCGCGCCGCCUGGACCCCUCCGAAGCUGCCACCCCCUGCAUUAAAGCCAUCAGCCCCGGGGAGGGCUGGACCACGGGCGGAGCCACCGUCAUUGUCAUCGGUGACAACUUUUUCGACGGGCUGCAGGUCGUGUUCGGGAACGUGCUCGUGUGGAGCGAGCUCAUCACGCCCCACGCCAUCCGUGUGCAGACGCCCCCGCGGCACAUCCCAGGGGUGGUGGAAGUGACGCUUUCCUACAAGUCCAAGCAGUUUUGCAAGGGAGCCCCCGGCCGCUUCGUCUACACAGCCCUGAAUGAGCCCACCAUUGACUACGGAUUCCAGAGGCUACAGAAAGUCAUUCCCAGACACCCUGGAGACCCCGAGAGGCUGCCCAAGGAAGUGCUGCUGAAGCGGGCGGCCGACUUGGCGGAGGCCCUGUACGGAGUGCCCAGCGGUAACCAGGAGCUCCUCCUGAAGCGUGCGGCCGAUGUGGCCGAGGCUCUGUACAGCGCACCCCGGGCGCCUGCGCCUCUCGGACCCCUGGCCCCGAGCCACCCGCACCCUGCCGUCGUGGGCAUCAACGCCUUCAGCAGCCCGCUGGCCAUAGCCGUCGGCGACGCCACGUCGGGGCCCCAGCCGGGCUACGCGCGCAGCUGCAGCAGCGCGUCCCCUCACGGGUUCGCGCCCAGCCCCAGCUCGCAGCAGAGCGGCUACGGCGGCGGCCUCGGGGCUGGCCUCGGCGGCUACGGGGCGCCGGGCGUGGCCGGCCUCGGCGUGCCCGGGUCCCCUAGCUUCCUCAAUGGCUCCACUGCCACUUCGCCCUUCGCCAUCAUGCCCUCUAGCCCCCCGCUGGCCGCUGCCUCCUCCAUGUCCCUCCCGGCCGCUGCCCCCACCACCAGCGUCUUCUCCUUCUCGCCUGUCAACAUGAUCUCCGCUGUCAAACAGAGGAGCGCCUUUGCCCCCGUGCUGCGCCCACCUGGCUCCCCGCCCCAGGCCUGCCCCAGAACCCAUGGAGAGGGACUUCCAGACCAGCCUUUUGAGGAUUCUGAAAAGUUCCACUCCCCAGCCCGGGGACUUCAGGGCCUGGCAUACUCCUAAUCACGGUCUGCAGGUGUUGUCUCCGCUGAGCCUGGGCUAGAGGUUCCUCCAGGACUCACACCUAUGUCCUGGAUGGCAGCACAGGCAGAUGCAGGACCGUGGGCCAACCUCAACCCCCGGGCCUGACCUGGAGAGACCUCCUCACCAUGCCCAAAGUCCCACCAGCUCCACAGGCUUCUCUCACCUCCCUUUCUCUGGGCUGGUUGGAAGCCCCAACACUGUGCUGAUGCUCUUGGCAGGAGAGCAUCCUGGAGGAGGAGCCGGGAUGUCGGGCCUCACUUACUGGGUUGGUUCCUCUGGAAGAGAUGGAUCUCAUACAGACCAGGGCCAUUGGGUGAGGGGAGCAUGGGAUGGAACAGCUCAGGGAGAGGUGGCCUAGGAAGGUCCUGUUUGCAUCUGACCCAUCUCAACAGGCCCAGCAUCCCAACUUCUCUCCAGGGCAAAGGGUGGUGCCCAGCAGCCUUAGGAGGCCUGCCCAGGCUCCCAUGGAGCUUCCCAAGGCCGCUUGACUCUGUGGCUGCCUCCACUCUCUUUGAGUCCUGAACAUUCAUGCUUGCCACAUCAUAACUCCCAGUGGGAACUUUGGGCCUGGAGGGCGCAGAAGAGGGAGCAUCCGGCCCACACACACUGACUCAGUUUGGAUGGAAUGGACCAAGAUGACCCCCAGGUGGCCUCAUGCUUGGCUCUUCAGAGUUUGGAGAAAUCAGAACAAUAAACACAGUUGCAGGUGGCCA
Loxodonta africana (African savanna elephant) is the source of this 2543-nucleotide messenger RNA. RefSeq names its product EBF family member 4 (gene EBF4). Gene Ontology annotation, molecular function: DNA-binding transcription factor activity, RNA polymerase II-specific; RNA polymerase II cis-regulatory region sequence-specific DNA binding. The transcript is spliced from 17 exons. Bases 1 to 1809 code for a protein of 602 amino acids. Lineage: Eukaryota; Metazoa; Chordata; Mammalia; Proboscidea; Elephantidae. The record is from RefSeq and is a predicted model, not a curated record. Gene Ontology annotation, biological process: regulation of transcription by RNA polymerase II.